Salvelinus namaycush (lake trout) is the source of this 3458-nucleotide messenger RNA. RefSeq names its product protein YIPF3-like. Bases 1600 to 2544 code for a protein of 314 amino acids. Gene Ontology annotation, cellular component: membrane; Golgi apparatus. NCBI's taxonomy places the organism in Eukaryota, Metazoa, Chordata, Actinopteri, Salmoniformes, Salmonidae. The transcript is spliced from 10 exons. The record is from RefSeq and is a predicted model, not a curated record.
UUCUGUGGCAGCACAAUGACCAAACGAUACACUAUGUGAGGCUCUUGAUCAUAUCUUUGGUCAUGACACUGGUGAGGAGGAGAGAGGCCAGGAAACUGACAGUGAAGUUACACUGACAGAGAAGUUAAAGGAGGAAAUGUCAGAAGUUGAAGACAACACAGAAUAUGAUCCAGACCAAGAGACAACUGAUGUGGAACAAUCCAGUGAUGAGGAAGAGGACCCUGCUGAGGUUGUUACAUUCUGGUCAAAGAAUGGGAAUUUGUCCUGGUCUGCAUCCCCACCUGAGAGGAGAGGUUGGCUGUCGGCUGUUAUCAGGAUGACCCUAGGGCCAACGAGAUACGCCAUAUCCCAGGUUGAUGACAAAAUCCUGCUUCGAACUGUUCCUGACAGAGUCAAUCAAAACUAUAGUGAUAAACAUGACCAACUUGGAGGGGAGAAGCGUUUACAAAGACAACUGGAACGAGGUAGACCGGACAGCCGUCGAAGCAUACGUGGAUCUCUUGAUUUUGGCUGGUGUGUACAGAUCCAGAAACGAACAUACCACCAGUUUAUGGGAUGCAGAGUCUGGUCGGGCAAUUAUUAUUUUUUGAUUCGCUACGACAACCGUGAUACAAGACCAGGCCGCCGUCAACAAGACAAGCUGGCACCUAUCAGAGAGGUUUGGCACAAGUGGGUGGAGCGCCUGCCACUCAUCUAUAACCCAAGUCCAGACAUCACAGUGGAUGAGUGUCUGGUCGCUUUUAGGGGACGCUGCCCAUUCAAACAGUACAUGCCAAGCAAACCGUCUAAAUAUGGAAUAAAGAUAUGGGCAGCAUGUGAUGCCUGGGCAAGUUAUACAUGGAACAUGCAUGUUCACACCGGGAAGCCUUCUGGCGGUGUUCCGGAAAGGAACCAGGGGAAGCGGGUGGUCCUGGAAAUGACUGCAGGUAUCCAGGGGCACAACAUAACGUGACAAUUUCUUCACCUCAUAUGCUCUUGGUCAGGAGCUGCUCCCCCCAAAAAUGACCAUGGUGGGGAUGGUCAAAGGAACAAGCCUCAUUUGCCUCUUGCCUCACUCACUACCAAGGACAGGGAUUGUUUUUUUUCCCCUCUAAGUUUGCCUUCACCGAUACACACACUCGUGUCCUACUGCCCGAAGAAAAAGAAGAAUGUGCUCCUGAUGACAACUCUGCGUAGGGAUGCCGCUGUGAGUUCCAGGGAGGACAGGAAGUCCAACGCUGUCCUGGAUUACAACAGGAACAAAGGGGGAGUUGACAACCUUGAUAAGGUCACUUGCCCAUACUCUUGUAAGAGGAUGACGGCACUUUGGCCGAUGGUGGUGUUCUUCAACAUCCUAGACAUGUCGGUCUACAACGCGUUUGUGGUGUGGAUGGAAGUGAAUCCAGGCUGGAAGCAGGGGAAAUUCUUCAAGAGGAAACUACUCCUAGAAGAGUUGGGGAAAGCCAUGGUGGCACCCCUCAUUCAAAGGCGCCAACACCUUCCUCCAACAUCAUCCUCUGCUGGAUUGGUGAGAGCUGUACAAGGGCCAGAAGCAAGAUCUACGUCCGCCAGAGACAGAAGGAAAAGGGCACUGGGUCAGCAGUGAUUGACAUAGAGAACAUGGAUGACACAUCAGGCUCCAGCUUUGAGGACAUGGGGGAGAUGCACCAGCGCAUGAAGGAGGAGGAAGAGGUGGCAGAGGAGGCGGAAGCAACUGAAGAGGAGACUGGAGAAGAUGGCGAGUUUCUGGGCAUGAAGGGUAUCAAGGGCCAGCUGAGGAGACAGGUGGCAGAUGAGGUGUGGCAAGCAGGAAAGCGUCAGGCUUCCAAAGCUUUCAACCUAUAUGCCAACAUAGAUAUUCUCCGGCCGUACUUUGAUGUAGAGCCUAUGCAAGUCAGGAACAGGUUGAUUGAAUCAAUGAUACCCAUCCGCAUGAUACAUUUUCCACAGAAGAUUGCUGGGGAGCUCUAUGGGCCCAUGAUGCUGGUGUUCACGCUGGUGGCCAUCCUCCUGCAUGGAAUGAAGACAUCAGGAACAGUUAUUAGAGAGGGUACUCUGAUGGGCACAGCCAUAGGGACGUGCUUCGGUUACUGGCUGGGAGUUUCCUCCUUCAUAUACUUCCUGGCAUAUCUGUGCAACGCUCAGAUCACCAUGGUCCAGACGCUGUCUCUGCUGGGUUAUGGUCUUUUCGGACACUGCGUGGUUCUCUUCGUCACCUACAACGUCCACUUCCACUCCCUGUUCUACAUCCUGUGGCUGGUCGUAGGAGGGCUCUCCACACUGCGGAUGGUAAAUAAGCAGGUGGCUGCUCUCAUCUCUCGGACCGUGGGACAGACCCCACGCCUCAUCCUCUGUGGAACACUGGGUGCUCUGCAUAUGCUCUUUCUGCUCUACCUGCACUUCGCUUAUCACAAGAUUGUUGAAGGUAUCCUGGACACAUUGGAAGGCCCCAACAUGCCCCCCAUCCAGAGAGUGGCUAGAGAUUUGCCUGUGGUGGCCACCGCUGCUAUGAAUGCUGUGAAUGCCACAGUGAAGACCCUUGGUGUUAUCCUACAGUCACAGUGAUGGUGUGUCCAACAUCAAAGAUGAUACCACAGGCUCAUGAGCCUGAAUUCCACAGUGGUGGUGUUGUGUAGGUAAUACAGACUGAAGUGAAGGUCAAAGACCAUUAUGGUGGCUGGUUAUAGUUGACAUUUGACCUUCAUCAUUAAACAUGAACAUUGUCUCAGUAAACGCAUCGCCAUCAGUUCACAACAACUCUUACAACUUUCAUUCUCCAUGGGAAAUGACAUGCUUACCCUGGAUGUUUAUAUUGUACUUAAUCAAAAGAACUAAAUGAUGGAGUGAGAUGUCAUGCUGGUGCUGUGACUCUUUUCAAACGAUAGCAAAUUGCCUCCACCUUUUCAUAGGGGUCUUGUAUUUGUUAAAGCAGCAUGAGUGCACUAAGAUUCCCAGCUGUUUGCAUUUGUACUCAUGUUAAGACCAAUUCAUCUCCAACUCGACACUUUCUCUCCUCUUGUAGGCUUUGUUACACGGGUUAUGGCGAUAACAUCAAUUGAUGUUUUAACGUUCUAGACGUUCAAUGGGAGGAAGGUUCUAAAGCAGUGUGUGGUGCCUUCUAUUGUUUUUCGAAGGAUUUAUUAUCAUGUAUGAUAUGGGGUAAAUUAGAGUUUAAUCUCUUGUUUUACACAAUGCACAUCCAUUGUCUGUAGUUUUAAUAACCUAACCAGAAAAAAUAACGAGAAAUGCAGUUGACAUGUCAUAUGAGAUAUGUAAUAGUGCGUUAUCUUAUGAAUAUUGUUCCUUCUAAGCACCUUUUGUUUCAUCCAAUCAUUUGUUUUGUGCAUUAUUUGUACUUCCUAACAACAUUGUUUUUGGGUGGGAUGCAAGGUGACCUCUUUUUUUAUUUUACAUGUGAAAAUGUAUUUAUAGGGUUAUUGUACAGAAAGAUACAAUGGAAAUAAACUUUAUCGACCUAA